Molecule: messenger RNA, 891 nt
Organism: Recurvomyces mirabilis
Lineage: Eukaryota; Fungi; Ascomycota; Dothideomycetes; Mycosphaerellales; Teratosphaeriaceae
Gene: GLC7
Product: type 1 serine/threonine-protein phosphatase catalytic subunit glc7
Exons: 3
Coding region: 1-891 (296 amino acids)
Biological process (GO): regulation of mitotic cell cycle; chromosome segregation
Cellular component (GO): cytoplasm; nucleus
Molecular function (GO): protein serine/threonine phosphatase activity
Source: RefSeq, a predicted model, not a curated record
AUGGCGGACACGAACGAUGUCGAUUUGGACUCUAUCAUAGACAGACUGUUGGAGGUGCGCGGAAGCAGACCAGGAAAGCAGGUGCAGCUGCUGGAGACGGAGAUCAGAUACCUUUGCACUAAGAGCCGCGAGAUCUUCAUCUCCCAGCCUAUCCUGCUCGAGCUCGAAGCUCCUAUCAAGUACUACGACCUCCUGCGCCUGUUCGAGUAUGGCGGCUUUCCGCCAGAGGCCAACUAUCUCUUCCUCGGCGACUAUGUAGACCGUGGUAAGCAGUCCCUGGAGACGAUCUGCUUGCUUUUGGCCUACAAGAUCAAGUAUCCGGAGAACUUCUUCGUUCUCCGCGGUAACCACGAGUGCGCAUCCAUCAACCGCAUUUACGGCUUCUACGAUGAGUGCAAGAGGAGGUACAACAUCAAGCUAUGGAAGACAUUCACGGAUUGCUUCAACUGCCUGCCUAUCGCGGCUAUUAUCGACGAGAAGAUCUUCACGAUGCACGGUGGGUUGAGCCCGGAUCUCAACUCGAUGGAGCAGAUCAGGCGCGUGAUGAGGCCGACAGAUAUCCCUGAUUGCGGUCUCCUCUGCGAUCUGCUGUGGUCCGAUCCGGACAAGGAUAUCACCGGGUGGAGCGAGAACGAUCGUGGUGUGUCGUUCACCUUCGGUCCGGAUGUCGUCUCUCGCUUCUUGCAAAAGCACGACAUGGACUUGAUUUGCCGUGCGCAUCAAGUCGUUGAGGACGGUUACGAGUUCUUCUCUAAGAGGCAGCUUGUGACACUCUUCUCCGCACCGAACUACUGCGGCGAGUUCGACAAUGCUGGUGCGAUGAUGUCGGUGGACGAGAGCUUGCUCUGCAGUUUCCAGAUUCUCAAGCCGGCUGAGAAGAAGCAGAAGUAA